GCAGUCUGCAGCAGCUUCCAGCUCUUCGGUGCUUCCCGGCGGGCAGAGAGCAGCUCAGUGGACCGGAGCAUGUCGGCGGCUAACGGGCGGAUGAUGAUGGCCUGGGUUUGGCCCGCUUUGGUGCUUCUAGCCCGGCUCACCACGGCAGAGGAACCGCGUCGGGACGCACACGGAGCUUUGGCCGGCUCUGAGGCGCUGUUCUCGGACUCCGAGCCGCCGAUGGAGACCCGCAGCGGAGGAGGCUUCCUGCCGGUGCCGGUGUGGAAGUUUGUGAAAGAUGCUGCAGACGAAUCAGAUUUGGGCCGACCACAGUUUCUCUGCAGCAACACGUCCCUCUCUGUUCGCUUGUCGCUCAUCCGACACUCUGACCUGCGUCUGCAAGAUGGGAGGAGGUUGCCGUCGCUGCAGCAGGGAUGUGGUGGUUCUGUUGGGACCGUGGGGCCGUGGCUGCUGCUGAAGCUGCCUUACACCAGCUGCCAUGUGGCAUCACAGGUUUCAAACGGAACGUGGUUCCACCAGCUGAAGCUGCGUUACUUCGACCACCUGCUGCGGGAGAACAUGACAGCUGUGGUCACCUGUGAGGAUCCUGCAACGUUGAGCCUGCCAGCAGUGAGCUGCCAGAGCACAGAUGUGGCUGUGAAACUGCCUCUGGGAAGCAGACUGCAGAAGGUGAAGGCUCUGGGGAAAGACGUGGUGGUUGGGAGGGUGCAGACCAGCACUACUCCAGGACCAGUGUUGGUGCAGAUCUCCACACCGGCAGACAAGGACUCCACGUUUGAAGUGAUCUAUUUGGACUCGGCUGGGGAGAUGUGCACGAUGCUGGCGGCUUGUUUCAGUGCAGCCAGAGGAGAUGGGCCGGAUCGUCAGCGUAGAGCUCUGCAGGACCAGGUGGUGAAUCCUCGUCAUUGGCACAGUGUGGAACCCCGACAGAUGGCAGACAACUCCUCAGAAUACCUGGAUGCAUCGGAUGACUCUACUGAUGAGGAUGAUGAAGAGUACGAUGAAUAUGAGGAGUCAGAUGAUGAGUUGGGUGACUACUUGGAUGAAGAGCAGUUGGAUGACCCCAACAACACAACAGCUGACAUGACUGAUACCCAGAUGAACUCCACAACAGUAACUGAAGCUGAAGAAACGAUGAACACCUCAAUGCCUGUAAAACCCAGACUGGGGAGAGGGUUGGCUGACAUGGAGAUGUCUGGUGACAUGGAGGAAGAUGAUUCUGGUGACAAUGAUUCUGAGGAUGACGACUCAGCAGCCGACAUGUCUGGAGCUGAGAUGAAUGCCUUAUCUUUUGAACCCAGACUGCUGAGAGGGAUGGAUGACCUGUUGGCAUCUGAUGACCCAGAGGACAUGGAGGAAGAUGAGGAUGAUUCUGAAGAUGACUAUGAUUCUGAGGAUGAAACCUCUUCACCAUUACUCCCUAGAUUGGUGAGAGAGAUGGAGGACAUGAAAUCAUCUGAUGACCCAGAGGACAUGGAGGAAGAUGAGGAUGAUUCUGAAGAUGACUAUGAUUCUGAUGACGAUGAAACCUCUUCACCAUUAUCCCCUAGAUUGGGGAGACUGAUGGAGGAACAUGAGGAUUAUUCUGAGUAUGACUCUUUUUUGGAACCCAGAUUGGUGAGACAGAUGGAUGCAUCUGAUGACCCAGAGGACAUGGAGGAUGAUGGGGAAGACUAUGAUGGUGAGGAUGAUGAAGAGUACGACAGUGAUGAGGAUGACUAUAAUCUUGAGGCAGACUACGAUGAGGAUUCUACAACAGCCAACACUACUGAAGCCCAGAUGAAUACGACAGCUGUAGAUGCCCACGUAGCAUCAACAGCAGUGAACACCUCAUUGCCUUUAGAACCCAGACUGGGGAGAGGGAUGGACAUGAAGUCAUCUGAUGAUCCAGAGUACAUGGAGGAAGAUGAGGAUGACUAUUCUGAAGACGACACCCUUCUACAUUUUGAACCCAGACUGGUGAGAGGGAUGAAUGACAUGGAGGCAUCUGAUGACCCAGAGGACAUGGAAGAUGACAUCUAUUCUGAGGAAGAGGACUAUGCUGAUUCUGAUGAAGAUGACUCUGAUUCCGAGGAAGAUGAUUCUGAUGACAGCGGUUCCACGAUGACUGAAUCCCAGAUGAACACCACAGCUGUAGAUGCCCACAUGUCUGACAGCAGUGGUGAGGACUGA
Molecule: messenger RNA, 2172 nt
Organism: Acanthochromis polyacanthus (spiny chromis)
Lineage: Eukaryota; Metazoa; Chordata; Actinopteri; Pomacentridae
Product: protein starmaker-like
Exons: 7
Coding region: 70-2172 (700 amino acids)
Source: RefSeq, a predicted model, not a curated record